AUGCCUGUGGAAGCGGAAGUGCUCCCGACGCCGACGCGUCUGCCCCCAGAUGACGCGAUGCACGUGGUAGGAAGCCUCAUCCGGUAUAUUCUCAUCAUCGUUAUCGUCGUCUUUGGCAUCAUUCCCGCCUUGUGUGGGACCGUGUUCCCCCCUUUCUCAGCGUUGUGGAGCAUCCUGAAGGCUGUGUCGCCGUAUGCGUGGGCCUCGAUGGGAACCGGCAUCGGCAUCGCACUUUCCAUUCUCGGCGCCGCGUGGGGCAUCCUAACGAGUGGUGCGUCAAUCAGCGGUGCGGCUAUCCGGGCCCCAGAAAUCCGGAGCAAGAACCUCAUCUCCAUCAUUUUUUGUGAAGCCGUGGCUAUCUACGGUGUCAUUCUCUCCAUCAUUAUGAUGGGAAAGAUUCAGGCGAGCAGUUCUUCUGUCGGUAGUGGCGGCGUCUACGAGUACGAGACCAUCGCUGGCGGCUACACCCUCUUCGCUGCCGGGGUCGCCGUGGGCAUCGGCAACAUGGCGUGCGGUAUCGCCGUUGGCAUUGUUGGCAGCAGCUGUGCCAUUGCCGAUGCACACAAUAGCAGCUUGUUUGUGAAGGUGCUCGUGAUUGAGAUUUUCGCCUCGGCGCUUGGUAUCUUUGCGGUCAUUACGGGCAUUCUGAUGGCGCAGAAGGUUCAAAUGAAGUAG
Leishmania mexicana MHOM/GT/2001/U1103 is the source of this 675-nucleotide messenger RNA. RefSeq names its product putative V-type ATPase, C subunit. Gene Ontology annotation, molecular function: proton-transporting ATPase activity, rotational mechanism. The record is from RefSeq and is a predicted model, not a curated record. Lineage: Eukaryota; Euglenozoa; Kinetoplastea; Trypanosomatida; Trypanosomatidae. Gene Ontology annotation, biological process: proton transmembrane transport. The transcript has a single exon. Bases 1 to 675 code for a protein of 224 amino acids. Gene Ontology annotation, cellular component: proton-transporting V-type ATPase, V0 domain.